Messenger RNA from Musa acuminata AAA Group (dessert banana), 921 nucleotides. Its product is annotated as cytochrome c oxidase subunit 5b-2, mitochondrial-like. The coding region runs from base 93 to 401 and encodes 102 amino acids. The record is from RefSeq and is a predicted model, not a curated record. Gene Ontology annotation, biological process: mitochondrial electron transport, cytochrome c to oxygen. Gene Ontology annotation, cellular component: mitochondrial envelope. Lineage: Eukaryota; Viridiplantae; Streptophyta; Magnoliopsida; Zingiberales; Musaceae. The transcript has 7 exons.
GCGACCAAAGGACGCGAACUGGCAACCUCAUUCUUCUCUCUUAACCCAAUCCGACGCAACAUAACAGAUCGGAAACACAGGAAGGCAGAUAGAUGCCAGCAGCAAGGAGACGCUGUGGAGGAGGGUAUGCGUCGCCCACGCCGGGCGAUCCGUUCUCUGGAAGCCACAAGCUUCCGCGGCUGUCCCCGCCCUCCGCUGCCGCCUCGUUCUUGCUGCUGCAUAUGACCGCAACUCCUCUCUACUCUUCCGUGUCCGGUGAUGGAUCGUUGAAGAAGAGAGUGGUGGAUGUGAUGCCGAUCGCCACUGGACUCGAGCGCGAGGAGCUCGAGGGGAAGAAGCGUUUCGAUGUGGAUGCUCCGGCGGGCCCUUUUGGCACUAAGAAGGUGACAUUCUUAUUAUGAGUGGCUGGUCCUUGAACCACCUCUUAUGGCCUCUUCAGAGAUAUUGGGAGGCCCCACCUUGGCUGGCCUUAGACGAAGGAAGCACCUGCUGUUAAUUAGUCCUACGAUAACAAGAGAAUAAUUGGCUGUCCUGGUGGUGAAGAAGAUGAGCAUGAUGUAGUAUCGUUUUGGCUCGAGAAGGACAAGCCACAUGAAUGCCCUUUGUGCUCUCAGUACUUUUGUGCUGGAGGUGAUAGAUAGGUGGAGGAGGGGACCCAGAUGGCCAUGAUGAUGAUCACUAGGAGGUUGGAGCUGACUUCCUAAAAGAAUAAAAACGAUGAGAUUUAGUUUGAAAUACAUUUGUAGCUACAAUCAACUUUUAGGUGGUUGUUCUACUCGAUUUUCUUCAGAAAAAGAAUGCUAUGAUGUUGCCUGCCAUCGAGAUUUACAUGGCCCGAUGAUUGUUUAUUUUAACAUUGAGAAUAUUGAUGUUUUCAGCUCAUCGAUAAUAAUAGAUGGUCACUUUUUACUGUUUUUUCCA